Messenger RNA from Guillardia theta CCMP2712, 2982 nucleotides. RefSeq lists its product as hypothetical. Gene Ontology annotation, biological process: potassium ion transmembrane transport. NCBI's taxonomy places the organism in Eukaryota, Cryptophyceae, Pyrenomonadales, Geminigeraceae. The record is from RefSeq and is a predicted model, not a curated record. The coding region runs from base 1 to 2982 and encodes 993 amino acids. The transcript is spliced from 6 exons. Gene Ontology annotation, molecular function: delayed rectifier potassium channel activity; calcium ion binding. Gene Ontology annotation, cellular component: voltage-gated potassium channel complex.
AUGAAGGCGAAGGCGAAGUUGAUGUGUCUGGUGUCCAUUCUGCUCUUGAGAGAGUGUUCUAGCUCAUGCCAAGCACCCAUCACAUCUCAAGAAUCGUUCUCCUGCGCUACAAAUGAUGCCGAUUUCUUCAGGACCCAGUUACCUGCAGACCUGUGGUGGACAGCUACAAAUCCACCGAGCAAGUAUGUUCCGGGAUUGGAGUACAUCAAGAACUACUACUUCUGCUGCAGGUUCUGCGUAUGGACUCUGAAUUAUCCAAGAAACGCACCAAUCUCGUUCUCGUUUGACCCAGAGCUAAACUGCAACAAGUUUAGAACUGAGUUUGCCAACCUGGAUACGAAUGCCAGUGGGACCCUGUCAUUCGCUGAAUUCAGCCCAUACAUGCAUUCAGGACCCAAUCGUUGGCUGGUAUCCGCCAAUCGCCUGAACCCUCAAUAUUCGUUCCACCAGGCAGACCUGGACAAGGAUGGAGUUCUCAGCCAGGAAGAGUACUUUGUGCUGAGACACUUCUGGGCCAUCACGCACGUCUGCAAGUCUGGUCCUGUGCAGAAUCUUGACGAUGGGAAGUCCUUGAACAACGGGCCUCUCGGGGGGUUGUUCCGAGACAGCGGACAGCUGCAGAUGUGGUACUCAGUGUCUGUGCUAGCGCUUCUGGACAUCUACAUGUCCAACGGCUGGGAUCCCUCGCUCGUGCGUGAGCCGACCACGGCUGAGAUCGCACAAGCAUUACAGGAAGAAGACUUGGAUGGAAGCCAGCGAAUCUCGUUGGAGGAGCAUUACUUCAAGGUGUUUGCGGAUACGAAUGGAGACGAGUAUGUUUCUAAGAGCGAGUACUAUCUUUCUCUCUACAAGAAGACGACGGGUGGCGCAGUGGACAACCAAUACCUCUAUCCCAUCAAUUUCAACCUGCACGACCUGAACAGCGAUGGCCGCAUCUCUUUCUUAGAGAGGAAGUUCAUUGCUGCUGACAUCGAUGGCAACUACAUCCUGAACAGCACUGAAUGGGUUCUAGGAGAUUUUGUAGAGAGUUACAGUGAUUUCUCAAGGUAUGACGCUUCCAGGUCCAUCAACACCAUCGACUCUACCAGAUACUUCUACUACACAAUCUUCCAUGAUUGCUCAUUGACAGGUUCUAUCGAAUACAAUAGGUCACUGCUCCGAUCCCCAUGGUCACGUUCAUGCUUGUUGGAGGUCCAGAUUCAAAACAAUCCUCCUUUCGUUGAAGUUGAGUUGAACCAGAGCAAAUGCUCGUCAGCAGCGUGCAACGCAUCAGCAACAGCAGAAAACCUGAAGCACACGUGUGCAAGCGAUCAAGAUUGUGUGUCUGGCAGAGGUUGCAGCUACUUUGGAUUUUGCACCGCGCAGGACGAAUUGCAACCGAGCGGGUACUUUCCAAGGUUGCCCAAGUGGAUGGUGGAGCCGAAAGGAUACACCAUCGAUGUAAUCAAGGAGAUUGCCGCCCGUCUGAACUACAACAUCACCUUCAACGUCGUCACUGACCUCAGUGUUCUGCUAUCAACAGCUCCGACUUCUGGGUCCAACGACAAGAAAUUUUGGCCGCCUCCACUCCGAGGAACUCUGAUCUCCAACUUCAACCAGCUGAGGUAUUCACCUCAGAAUACGAGCAUACAGAUCGAUAAAUAUCAAUGCACAGACAGCCUGUGGAAGGGUGACGGCUUUGUUAUUGUCGUGAAGACGAAUCCUCCACUGAUUUCUCGAGGUCUCGCAAUGUUCCUCAUGCUCUUCUCACCGUCUUUCAUCAACUUCCUGUCGAUCUUCUUCUUCUUCAUCUUUGUGAUGGGCCACAUUUUCUGGAUUGUUGAGCACCGCUACAAUGACCUGUUCAGGAAAUUCUAUGCUGAGGGUGUCAUGGACGGUUUGUGGUACACGGCAGUCACGGUGACGACUGUUGGCUAUGGAGACAAAGUUCCGACGACUCUGAUUGGGAAAUUGUUUGGGUCGUUUUGGAUGAUCUUUGGUCUCAUUUGCUUCGGACUCUUCAGUGGAGCUGUGGUGGACGAGAUCAACAACAUGCAGGAGGCAGCGAACAUCCAAGACGUGUCAGGGUUGGUCGGGGUAGACAUCUGCGUUCUUGAGCGCACCUACUACAAGCAACUAUCUACAAUUUUUGGCUUCAAGCCUAUCACGGCUUCAUCGCUAGAGGAAUGCGGCAAGGCUGUGCUGAACGGGAAGGUCGCGGCCAUGGUGGUUCCGCAUGCCGAUCUCUUGCAGUAUUUCUUGAGCUCGGGGCUCUACGCUAAGGAGUGCGGAAACCCGUUGAAGGUUGUGGGAGACCCGCUGCUCCUCUCUGACAAGAGGUUUGGCCUCCAGAACGCUCUCUGCUUCUGCGACACUUGCGACGAUCCUAUCAGCGGGACUCGGAUCUACGCGUCCACGUACUUGACGGCAGGCAUGAGCACAGUCUUGUCCGACCUCUCGAAUUCUGGCUUUCUGGCAUCCACAGAAGACACUUACAUGAGCUCUCUUCUGCAGCCCAACACCUGUGGUUCGGUGACCAAGUUCGACGUCUCUGCCAUCAUUGCCUGUUUCGUUCUCCUCUUCUGCUCCAUGGCUCUGAACGUUGCCUUCCGGAAUUCAUUCACCAAAGACUAUGCUCUAGCGGCAGAGCAGAAACUCUCAGGUGCGGUCGACUCCUUCCUCUGCUGGAUUGGAAUCCGAGAGCGGGACCCCCACUGGGUCUCAGACUACAAGGACACAUCCAUCAUCUACGACGACGAGCAGGAGCUGCAAACGAGCUCAAGGAGGCACUUCAUCGCUACUCACAUGGACAGGUUUCAGAGUUCACAACGCCAACAUCAUCAAGCUUUCCAACGAGAGUGUGCAAACUCAUUCCACGAUCCAACAGUCUGUGAGCACCCAGAGGAACUGGGGAACUACCAUCGUCCUGCUGAUCAGGGCAUCGAAGUGAGGCCUUCGGUCCUCGGCAUCCCAUCCAACGCCGUCCUCACCAACGAGCUUUGA